Molecule: messenger RNA, 6230 nt
Organism: Anarrhichthys ocellatus (wolf-eel)
Lineage: Eukaryota; Metazoa; Chordata; Actinopteri; Perciformes; Anarhichadidae
Gene: atrxl
Product: ATRX chromatin remodeler, like
Exons: 35
Coding region: 182-5887 (1901 amino acids)
Cellular component (GO): nucleus
Molecular function (GO): ATP binding; ATP hydrolysis activity
Source: RefSeq, a predicted model, not a curated record
AUAACAAAAUAACUAAAUGAAGAGAAAGGGACCAUUCACUGGUCAUUCACACGCCUCUUUAUAGUUUUGCUUUUGCUGCUGGUGGAAUUGUGAGCGCAGGUUGAGCGCCACGUUUUUACUAGAAUAUAUCGGUGUCAUGCAAGUAUAAGUACUUGAACGACUGCUUCACUUGCUUCGCGAUAUGUCUGCAGCGAUGCUGAGCACCACUACAAGCAAGCUGAAUGUAUUGGUCAACAAGCUGCACGAGUACUUGGCUCAUUCUCCUGUUGAGGACAGCAAUGGAGCACCGACCUCAGAGGAUGCAGAUGGUCGGACAAACAGGAGCUGUUCUGUGGGGAACUCAACAAGUCGUGCUGCAGCAGUGGCAGGAGUGGAUACCAAAUACUCAAGGAGAAAACCAUCUGUCGUCGUAAAGCACUCUGGACUGGAUGAAUCCGGGGACUCGAAUGCGAGUGAGGAUGUGGAUUUACCAGUUAAUGCAAACGGUCGCCUCGACAUCACCAGAUUACCAAAAGGCACUGUACUGGUGAGGCCUGAACCUGUUGACAAUGGAAGAGACGACUUCAGGGGUCCUGAGUUUCGCAGCCGGAAAUCAGGCGUACUGCGGAAAGAGUUUUCCAGAAGACGCGGAGGAGUUGAACACAUGGAAAUUGUCAGUUGCACUGCAUGUGGCCGACAAGUUAACCAUUUCCAGAAAGAUUCCUUCUUUCGACAUCCAGUCCUGAAAGUACUGAUUUGCAAGUCUUGCUACAAGUAUUACUCAAGUGAUGACAUCAGCAAGGAUGGAGAUGGAAUGGAUGAGCAAUGCAGAUGGUGUGCCGAAGGAGGCAACUUGAUCUGUUGUGACUUCUGCAGCAAUGCCUUCUGCAAGAAGUGCAUUCUGCGAAAUUUGGGACGGAAGGAGCUGUCUGGCAUCUUGGAGAGCAAAUGGUACUGUUAUGUGUGUAGCCCGGAGACCCUGUUUGACCUGGUGGUGGCCUGUGACAACGUGCUGGAGAACAUGGAGCACCUGUGGUAUCAGCAGCGCAGGAAGAACCGCGUGGAGCCGGAGAAGUCUGAACUUUACGCCAUGUUGCCACACCUGCCACAAAACCUUCCGUUGGAUAAAUGGGAUCACACCGGAAUGGACGGUAACGUGGUGUUCAACUAUAACACGCUGCACGUUUCCAAGGACGUCACCAAAAAGGCCAAACAUUUAGUGGACUCGACGAACAUCUUAAACCGGACCUUUGUCAACUUCAUUCAUACUGUGACAACAAACAAACAAGCCCCCGCUGUUCGCAAUCUGUACCUCAACUCUUUCUUGUCGGUAGUGAAAGGCUUGCGAAAAUCCCUCGCGGCACUCGAGGAUAGCCUGAAGGAAGAAUUCAGUGACUUGGAUGUCUUGAGCUGUUGGGAAAAGUUCUUCAACGAUGACUUUGAUGCACAGCCUGUAACCGAUGCAGACACAGAGCCUCACAAAAAGUGCUUGAGUGACUUGCAGAAGUUAGCAGCGGAACAUCUGGAGGGUUAUGAUUCGGACUCCAAAGGCUUCCCGGAUGGGAGAACUGCACACGCCGGCCCUGGGAAAACCAUGGAUUCAGAUCCACAUGUAGCGAGACAGAGGGCACAAAAGAUUGGCCUGAAGCCUUCUGAGAGCGGGGUCAACAUGACGAAGAAACUAGUAGUGAAACUUACACCUGUACCAAUCGAGCAGGGGCCAUCCUCUGAUGCCCCAGAGAAGGACGUCCACACGAACGAUAAGAAGUCGGAGGGAAAGGAAGUCUCGGAUGCUGAAGAGACGGGUGUUGUAGGUGCCAAAGCUGACAGCAAGAUGAGUACUGACAACUCUAAUGCGUCCCUACACCCGGAAGAGGAACAGGGCAACAGACGCUCUCCUCGCGUGAAGACGACACCGUUGCGCCGACCGAGUGACGUCAAGGCCAAGAAGUCUCGCUCGACAGUAGACAGCGACAGUGACUCCGACCCCGAGGAAACCUCCAGCUCAGCACCAGCCAAAAACACCGAAGAACAAAGUGUGAACAGAGCAAGAGACGACUCUGACUCGGAUGAAGUCCCUGCCGCUCUGCUCGAGCGAGCAGCUGUAACGCAAAGCUCCGAUGAACCCCAGAGUGACGAGAAUGGCGGAGAAGCGUCAACGAAGGUGACCAAGAAAUGUCUCUUUUGGCUCACUAAGAACACCCCGAUGUCACCGGAGAAGAUGCGGCGCAAGCGCAAAAUGUUGGAGCGCUCCCCCGAGUCUGACUCGAGUAACAGACGGGUCAAGUCACGAAGGGGGAGUGGGACGGAUUCCUCGAGUGAUGAUCAAGAUUCACAGAAGAAAGUACAACACUUGAAUACGCUGAGGCCAAUCGGGAAGUCUCACCUCGUCAAGCGAGAAGAAGAAGGCGGGGCUAGAGCGCAGGGAAGGAUGCAGGCUGGGAAGUCUAAGGCUAAAUCUGACGGGAAAGAAAUGGAGUCGCCAUCCUCCUCAAGCGACGACGGUGAUGCUGACGACGACGACGAAGACGACGACUCUGGGAGUGAAGGAAGUGAUCAGAAGAUGAAGCCAAUCACUGAAGAUGUGGCCUUAAUGGGGGCAACAGCAUUCCACCAAUCAUCGGGAGAUGAGGAGCAGUCUGGGCCCUCGUGGGCAGCAGAAGAUGAUGAUGAUGAUCCAGAAAAUAGAAUCGCUAAGAAAAUGCUCUUGGCCCAAAUCAAAGCCAACUACUCGUCGGGCGAUGAUAUCUCUUCGGAUGAGGAGACGCAGGAGGAGUCGGAGGAUGAGAAGAAAAAACAAGGAAAUGAAGAUAAUGAAACGGAUGUAAAUUGGGAGGAAUUGACUUCAGACUCGUCCAACACCGCGUCUAAUGGGCCCAACUCCAGGCACCACCACCUCCUCCGCCUCAAACUCACCUUAGAUGAGGGAGCACCGAGUGACGAGGCUGUGGCCGAGAGCGCAGUAGCAAAGCCGGAGGGCAAGCAAAGAGCCGGCAGCAAACACCUGAGCUCUGAUAGUGAAAGUGAUGGGGAGGAUGAUCUCGGGAUGAGCGAGGAGCUGAGUCAGUCAGAGGAUGAGGCCGGUGGAAAGGGACCCAAAAGUGUAUCCGGUAAAGUGAAGGGGGCCCACCGUAGAUUCAAGCGAAAGAAACCGGUGCCCUGCAUCUGGUUGUCUGACUCCAACAGUGAAAAGAGUGACGAAGAGGAUGCAGACGGGGAGAACAGCGACGGCAAAGGCACCCCCAAAGGACGCAAAAAGAUCCGCAGAAUCAUUGACGACGAUAAUCUCCGUGCUGAGACCCAGGAAGCCCUCAGAGAGGAGCAGGAGCGAUGCAAACGUCUGGCAAGCAGGGAUCAACAGAUGGACGACAGGAGAGAGAUUAUUGAUAUAACGGAUGAUCCGUCUCAAGUGGAGGGCCCCAUCACCACCAAGCUGAUCCUGGAUCAGGAUGAGCAGACCAAAAACCCUCUUGUUCAGGUGCACAGGAACCUGGUGAUGAGACUGAAGCCUCACCAGGUGGACGGGGUCCAGUUUAUUUGGGACAGUUGUUGUGAGUCUGUGAAGAAGGCCAACUCUUCUCCUGGAACAGGCUGUAUAUUGGCACACUGCAUGGGCCUGGGAAAGACUCUGCAGGUGGUAACUUUCCUCCACACGGUGCUGCUGUCGAAGAACCUGAAAUUCAGAACGGCGCUGGUCGUAUGUCCGCUCAACACCAUCCUCAACUGGAUCAGCGAGUUCAAGAAGUGGCAAAGCGACAUGCGACAGGAUCAAGUAAAAGUCACAGAACUGGCCACAUUAAAGCUUCCAGGCCGGAUCAGGGCUCUGCGGAGGUGGCGCAGAGAGGGAGGUGUUAUGAUAAUGGGGUAUGAGAUGUACCGCAACCUGUCACUCGGCCAGAAAGUCGGGGAUGAGGAGGCCAAGAAAGAGUUAAAGAGCAUACUGGUGAAUCCAGGUCCAGACUUUGUGAUUUGUGACGAGGGACACAUCCUGCGCAACGAGCGAACCAAUAUCUCCAAAGCUAUGAAUGCCAUCAAGACCAAGCGGAGAGUGGUGCUAACUGGCACACCACUACAAAACAACCUGAAUGAGUACCACUGCAUGGUCAAUUUCAUCAAGAGGAACCUGCUCGGCUCGCUGGGCGAAUUCCGAAACCGCUUCAUCAACCCCAUACAGAAUGGCCAGUGUGCCGACUCCACGUCAAGAGACGUCCGAAUCAUGAAGAACCGAGCACAUGUGCUUCAUGCUAUGCUGGUUGGAUGUGUGCAGAGGAGAGAUUACUCUGAGUUGACUCAGUUCCUGCCUCCCAAACACGAGUAUGUGCUGGCAGUGAGGAUCUCCCCGCAUCAGUACAAGUUGUACCGCUACUACCUCGACCACUUCACCGGUAUGAGCUCCGUGAUUAACGCACCUAAGGUGAGAACCGGAGCAAACCUGUUCAAGGACUUUCAGGUGCUCGGCCGAAUUUGGACUCAUCCCUGGUGCCUUCAGCUCAGCCACAUCAGCAAAGUAAACAAGGAGAACAAUUGCGAUAAGAAGAACAAAACGAAAGCGACAGCUCUGCAGAGAAAUGAAGAAACCGCUGCGGCUGAGAGUAGUGGACUGAGAGAGAACCAAGCAAAAGAAGGGAAUAACAAUGACGGCAGUGCAGUGUCCACAGGCGCCGCAGCAGUGGACGGAGAGAAAGCAACCAUGAGCUUGAGGUCUCAGAGUCUGGAUGAGGUCUGGUUCAAGAAUCUGCUCUCUGAAGAAGACGCCAAAAUCAUGGAGCACUCGGGGAAGAUGGUGCUCUUGUUUGAGAUCCUCAGAAAGGCUGAAGAAGUGGGCGAUAAAGUGCUUGUGUUUAGUCAGUCUUUGAUCUCGUUAGACCUGAUUGAGGAUUUCCUCAAGGCUUCUCACAAUGCCCGAAACCCAUCGUCAUUCAAAGCGGGCAGCUGGAUUAAAGACGUUGAUUACUAUCGACUCGACGGCUCCAACAACGCUGUGUCGAGGAAGAAAUCGGCCGAUGAGUUCAACAAUGACUCCAAUUUUCGCGGCCGAUUAUUUCUCAUCUCAACGAAAGCCGGCUCACUCGGCAUCAACCUCGUUGCGGCCAACAGGGUCAUCAUCUUCGAUGCCUCGUGGAAUCCCUCGUAUGACAUACAGAGCAUCUACAGAGUGUACCGCUUCGGUCAGCUCAAGCACGUGUUCGUCUACCGCUUCUUGGCUCAGGGCACCAUGGAGGAGAAGAUCUAUGAUCGCCAGGUGACCAAGCAGUCUCUGUCCUACCGAGUGGUGGAUCAGCAGCAGAUUGAGAGGCACUUCACCUUUUUUGAACUGACCGAACUUUACACAUUUGAGCCGGACCUGCUGGACGACCCCAACUCUAAGAAAAGAAAAAGAACCACCUCUGUUCUGCCAAAGGAUAAGAUCCUGGUGCAGCUAUUACAAACGUGUAAAGACCACAUAGUGUCUUUCCACGAGCAUGAAUCUCUGUUGGACCAUAAACAAGAUGAGGAGCUCAGCGAGGCAGAACGCAAAGACGCCUGGGCCGAGUACGAGGCCAUGUCUUCCAACCAGAACCCCUGGGAUACGAAGACCAAUGACGAGCUCGUGGACUUGCUGAGAAAGAGCAGAGCAGAUGUAUCAGUGGCCUAUCUGUCAGUGCAGCAGAUGGUUUCUUACACCAUCGAGGACUACAUGUUAAAAGUGCGGCAACAGAAUCCUCAGCUGCCGGAGGCCGCGGCUUUGGCCAAAGCUCGGAUGAGCAAAGCGUGCGAUGAGAAGGAGCAGGAACGUAAGCAGGCCUUUUAUCGAGAGGUUCUCGCACACCAACAAACGCUCACACACGGCAUUCACGCCAUCCUGAACAGUCGAAGGAAAGCGAUGGAGACGGCCGUGAGCACCGUGGUCCAGCCCGGACCGACUUGAAGAAGAAAACACUCCGCAACACAUUAUCAGAUGUUAGAGAGUCACAUUUACAAGCCGUAGGAUUUUAAGUCAUGUAAUGUCAAUAGCAUUGUUCCGGGACAAUGAUAGUUUUGUUUUGUAACACUUUGAGCACUUUAAUUAACUAGCACAGGAAUAAGUUGUCUUUUUAUUAUUAGCUGCUUCGUACCAAAAACGUUUGUGUUAAGUCCCUUUAAAUGCAGUAGGUUUACUGUAUAUGCCUUAAUGUUACCAUGACCUGUUUUUUCUAUUCGUUUAACUUUGUGUUUGUUACCGGUUCUUACAAUUAUGUAAUAAAUUAACAAAAUCACAGAAAAUGUGUUAU